ACGAUCGCGUGAAGACAACAGUGAUCGGUACGUCAUGAAGAAGUUGCAGACCUGCUGGUCGCCCAUUAUAUGGGCGAACAAUCUGAAAACUGGCUGCAAAGCCGUGGCGUUGUACACAGUGGCUGCCAGCAUUGUUUUGAUGACGUUAAUAAUUUAUCAAAUGUGUGGUGGUGACUCGACGCAACUCUACAAUCCAUUAUUUGAAGCCGACGUUCGAAUGUCAAUGCAAGUGGCUGGAGUUAUUUUAUUAUUGUUUUUUCUACUAUUAAUUGUAUCAGCCAUACUCAUGAUUUAUGGCAUACACGAAGGAGUUCGCGGUUGGUUGUUACCUUGGCUCGGUCUUUGGGCAUUUAUUUUCUCUUUCCAAUUAUUGUAUGGACUUUGGCUCCUCUGGGCGUACUACAUUUAUUUGCAAGUUGUGUUCAUUGUUAUAUGCAACUACCUUUACAUGUUUUAUAAUAUAUAUUGUUGGCUCGUUGUCUAUUCAAUGUACAAAGAACUGGAAGAACUGCAAUCUCCGAAUAUCGAACUUUUGUGGCCAUAGAUCUGACACUCAUGAAGAUACAACUCAUAUGUAUAAAUGUAACGAUAUACUUAUUUACAUAUGGCACCAAAGAGAAAUGACAAAUUCGAAUUCAUAUGCUAUUGCUAUAUUUCCAACACCCAUUGAACUUUUAACAAAGGGUAUAAAUCUUCCAAGAGGAGUGCUCAAAUAUUUUUUAUAAUAUUAUUAUGAAGAGCUUUAACAAUUUUAGUAUUUUUUUAUUACAUGCAUGGUUUUAUAAAAUUUCAAUCAAGCAUUUAUCGCCAAUUUUACAAAAGUUUUAAAAAUAAUACUACACACGGCAUCAAUGUAGCGAAAAAUUUAGAUUAAUUGUAAAUGAUGGAAUUUUCAUGUCUUUGAAAGAUUACAUUAUGACAAGAAAGUAAAGACUGAAAAUAACAUAAAUGCUUUCCGUCCAAUUUUCAUUCUAAGUAAUUUUAAUCUUUAAUUAUGACAACAAUAUACAUAGUAUUUGUAAUCUAUCACGAAGAAUUGUUUUACUCGUAAUUUAUACGUAUUACUCGAGGUUUCGAUAAAUAAAUAUUACUCAAGAAAUUUAUGAAAAAAAUAUUUAUAUUUAAAUUGUAAACUAAAAAUUACUAGC
This is a messenger RNA of Copidosoma floridanum, 1148 nucleotides long. RefSeq names its product septate junction component pasiflora 1 (gene pasi1). Lineage: Eukaryota; Metazoa; Arthropoda; Insecta; Hymenoptera; Encyrtidae. Gene Ontology annotation, cellular component: plasma membrane. Gene Ontology annotation, biological process: septate junction assembly; establishment of glial blood-brain barrier; regulation of tube length, open tracheal system. The record is from RefSeq and is a predicted model, not a curated record.